GCAUGCGCAAGAGCGCGACCACGCCGCGUGCGCGCGCUGCAGACCACCUCCCGCGCCGCGGGCCGGGCUCGGCCAUGGGUUCGGCGCCGGCCGCGGGCUCGGUGCGCGCGCGCUACCUGGUGUACUUCCAGUACGUGGGCACCGACUUUAACGGGGUGGCGGCCGUCAGGGGCGCCCAGCGGGCCGUCGGGGUCCAGAACUACCUGGAGGAGGCCGCCGAGCGGCUCAACUCCGUGGAGCCGGUCAGGUUCACCAUCUCCAGCCGCACAGACGCCGGGGUGCACGCCCUGAGCAACGCGGCGCACCUGGACGUCCAGCGCCGCCCGGGCCGGCCGCCCUUCCCGCCCGAGGUCCUGACCGAGGCCCUCAACACCCACCUGCGGCACCCGGCCAUCAGGGUCCUGCGGGCCUUCCGAGUGCCCAGCGACUUCCACGCUCGCCACGCAGCCACGUCCCGGACCUACCUGUACCGCCUGGUCACCGGCUGUCACCGGUCUGACGAGCUGCCCGUGUUUGAACGCAACCUAUGCUGGGCUCUCCGGGCAGACCGCCUAGACGUGGCCGCCAUGCAGGAAGCGGCCCAGCACCUCCUCGGCACACACGACUUCAGCGCCUUCCAGUCGGCCGGCAGCCCGGUACCAAGCCCCGUGCGGACACUGCGCCGUGUCUCCGUGUCCCCAGGCCUGGCCAGCCCCUUGGUCACCCCCCAGGAGAGCAGGAAGCUGCAGUUCUGGAGCCUCGAGUUUGAGAGCCAGUCCUUCCUGUAUAGACAGAUGCUGCUUCCUGCACCCUGCAGGGGCCACAGUUUGGGAGCCACGAAUGACCCUGGACGCUCAGCCAAAAUCAGGCCACCCCAGGCCCAGCAGCCCUGUGCUUGUAAAGCCAGGGCAGUUGCGGCCACCUGGGGCCCCCAGCACUGCUGCCUGACCUCCAAAUUAGCCCCGUCUGCCUCAGUCCCACCACCCUGGAUGCCCAUCUCUGUCCCGGGCGGGGCAGGGUGCAGUGCAGGACGUAGUCGGCACCAAGUGAUCUUUUGUUAUGCCUUUACUGGAAACUGCUGUCUGGGACCCCCUGCCCUAACCAUCGUUUUGGGGGCCAGGAGCAGGAAUAAAGGCAAAGCAGCCUGGAGGUCAGUUUAUUUCUUCAGCUGCAAACAGCCACUCGGGCGGGCACAUGACCCCCAGGGACUGGAUCCGCAGGGUGUGUUCACCCAGUGCACCCACAGUCCUGAAGUGCAAGCCCAGGUCUCUCCAGCUAGGUGAGGGCAGAGGUAGGUGGGUGGGUGGCUGGCCUCAGCUGAGAGCCUGGGGGAGGCCCUUCUUCAGCAGAGACGUGAGGAAGCUCCCCAGCUCCUCGUCCUAGAGCAGAGGCAAGAGCACCAUGGGCAGCACGGGACAGGGAGGGGAUGGUGACACCUGAGCUGACCUCGGUGGGGUAGGGGCCGCCCCUUACCUGGUAGGUCCAAGAGACCAGCAGCACCUUGGUGCCUGGGUCCUCAGAGGGGGCGGCAGCCUGGAUAAGGAUGGACUCCACAGUCACCGAGCCGUCCGGGAGGUGCUGCACACAGUGGUCCUUCAGGAUGCUGUGGGGAGGCUCCAUGAGACCCUGCCUUGCCCCCAGGGCCCGAGGGGUGGAGGGGCAGGGCCGGGCGCCGACCUCUUGAGGUGGCUGUAGACACGCAAUGCAGUCUCCUGCUCCUUUCGCGUGUCAUGCAGGUGCACGCGGCAGGUGAAGCGCAGCUGGUGCUCGGCUAGGCCCAGCUCUUUGAGGGCUUGCUCUGAGGACACCAGCCGGAAAUUCUGUGGGGCAGGGGCAGGUCAGAGAGCGCAGCAGUGGCCCUCCCCCCUCCAGAGGCCACCCUGCCACUCACGCUGUCCUUCAUGAUCAGGGUGCCGUGCAGGAGCCGUGGCUUCUUGGCCUCAGGGAGCAACCCUGUGGAGGCAGCAGGGGCCAUCAACGUGAGGGCAGCUCCCAGCCACCCGGCCCAAGCACCCGGCCCGGCCCUGCCCGCGUACCCUGCGCCAUCUCCUGCUUCAGCAGCCCCAGCGAGAUGCCUACAGGGAUGCUGAGGCUCGUGGGCAGCGUCACCGUCUCGCCGUUGGCCGGCAUGUAGCAGCUGACCCCUGGACCCCGGGGAAGAGACAGUCUCAGUGCAGGCCGCCCACGCUGACCCGAGGUGGGCCCCAAGCCGCCCGCCCAGCUGCCUACGGAGCUCCUGCUCGAUCUUCUGCUUCAGGAACUCCAUCUUCUUGGCCUCGCCGUGCACCAGCAGCACACUUUCCGGCUCUGCCUGGCCCACCAGCUGCAUGAUGCCCUUGGCGUCCGCAUGGGCACUGAACGACAUGUACUCCACCUGCAUCUUGACCUCCAGCUGCAGGCCGCAGGGCAUGGACAGUGGUUAUCACCAGGACGUGCCCCUCGACUCUGCCAGCCCGCAGGGGAUCGGGACUCACCACCUGCCGCCCUUCCAUCUCCAGCUUCCGCUGUCCACUGAGGAUCUUGUGGCCCACGGUGCCCUGCACGCAGUAGCCGGGCAUGAUGACCUGGGGGCGGGCACAGAGCUCACAGCCACAGGACCCCAGCCUUGGCACCUCAGGGCCUUCCCUGGGAUGCCCCAACUUGAACCCUGGAAGCUGUUUCCACCUGCCAGUGGUACCCUCCCAAGCCUAGCUGCAGACUCCAAAGGGCUCAGGUUUUGGCACAAGGCUGUCCAGGGCUGGGCUGGGGCUCUUCUGCCUAAGGUGGACGGGCUGCGUCACAGGGAGACUGAAAGGCCCCAGUGUCCCUCGGCCAGCAAGAGCUCAGGCAGAGUGUGUCAGGACAACCCGCUAGCCUCCAGGUUCCUGCACCUCACCACGGCCCUCACCAUGUUCUUCUCAUUUCCCGCCCAUUUCCGGAAGAUCUGCAGGGACUGCCCGGCGUGCAGCAUUCCUGGCGUGGCAAACACAACCUACGAGAGACAGAGGGCAGGGGCGGGAGGGGGUCGACUCAGGGCAGGAGAUGCCCCCCACCCCUGCUGCAGGCCCAGCCCAGAGACCCAUGGGCAGGGACCUGUAGAAAGGCCAACUGACGUGGACACACUGGCCAGCCCCACCACAGUCCUCACCAUUGGCCCUGGGUUGUCAGCAAAAGCCCGGUCAAAGGCCUUGAUAUGUUUGAACUCGAACAUGUUCCUCUGAACAAAA
Molecule: messenger RNA, 3185 nt
Organism: Cebus imitator (Panamanian white-faced capuchin)
Lineage: Eukaryota; Metazoa; Chordata; Mammalia; Primates; Cebidae
Gene: PUSL1
Product: pseudouridine synthase like 1
Exons: 7
Coding region: 3-1262 (419 amino acids)
Biological process (GO): tRNA pseudouridine synthesis
Molecular function (GO): pseudouridine synthase activity; RNA binding
Source: RefSeq, a predicted model, not a curated record